This is a messenger RNA of Musa acuminata AAA Group (dessert banana), 1265 nucleotides long. RefSeq names its product probable 6-phosphogluconolactonase 1. The transcript is spliced from 4 exons. The record is from RefSeq and is a predicted model, not a curated record. Gene Ontology annotation, molecular function: 6-phosphogluconolactonase activity. NCBI's taxonomy places the organism in Eukaryota, Viridiplantae, Streptophyta, Magnoliopsida, Zingiberales, Musaceae. Gene Ontology annotation, biological process: carbohydrate metabolic process; pentose-phosphate shunt. The coding region runs from base 248 to 1057 and encodes 269 amino acids.
CGUCCCUUCUUUAACCCAAGCCAGUCUACCUGUGUCUCCAACGGUGGAUGCUUUCCCCAAAUCCGACCGUUCCCUCACCGGCCGCAGCAGACUGUGAGCCCUGUUGUUCUCCUCCUCGGAGUUCCGCGCCACGAUUCUCUUCGGCUUACCCCGCCCUCGCCGGUGCCGCUGCGUCCGCUGCGGCGCAUCGCUUAUACUCUGAACGGAAAAGGGGGAUUGCUGGGCCGAGGUGUGACGGACUGCAAAAAUGUCUGCCUGUAGUGGACCGAAGAUCAAAAGCGAGUUGAGGGUUUUCGAGAGCGCGGAUGAGCUCGCCACGGAUUUGGCGGAGUACAUAUCGCAACUGUCUGAGAAUUCCGUGAAGGAGAGGGGAUGCUUUACCAUUGCUUUGUCUGGAGGAUCUCUAAUAAGUUUGAUGAGGAAACUCUGUGAAGCUCCUUACGACAAGACAGUUGAUUGGACAAAAUGGUUUGUGUUUUGGGCUGAUGAGCGUGCAGUGGCAAAGAAUCAUAUCGAUAGCAACCAUAAGCUAACAAAGGAUCUCUUUCUUUCAAAGGUUCCCAUUCUCAACAGCCAUGUAUUCUCCAUAAAUGACAAUGUUACAGUGGAAGAAGCUGCAGCAGAGUACGAGUUUACCAUUCGUCAGCUAGUGAAGAUCCGGACUGUGGGUGUUUCUGAAAGCAAUGAUUGCCCCAAAUUUGACCUUAUCCUUCUUGGCAUGGGACCUGAUGGACAUGUUGCUUCACUCUUCCCUCACCACCCAGCCCUUGAACUGAAAGAGGAGUGGGUUACUUAUAUCACUGAUUCUCCCAAGCCUCCACCUGAGAGGAUUACUUUCACGCUCCCUGUAAUCAACUCUGCUUCUAAUGUUGCUAUGGUGGCUGUGGGCGAGGAGAAGGCCAUGGCAGUGCACCUUGCCACUGCUGGCGCCGGUGAGAACUUUGAUGCCUCUUCGUUGCCUGCUAGGAUGGUUCAGCCAACCGAUGGAAAAUUAGUGUGGUUCUUGGAUUCGACGGCUGCCUCGGUUUUGGAUGUCAGUAACGGCGGCUCCGGGUAAGCUAUGUGAUAACUGUGGGGCCCUGUUGAUGUGUCUAUGUAGAUCGAUACUUCGAAACAAAUGUCUCUUUUUCCUCUUGGUUACUCGAAUACUUUGUCGCUCCAUAGCAUAGUUAUGGUGGGGAGGGAGUCCCGUUGCUAGUUAAUGUAUGAUCACAGGUUUAUUAUAAAAGAUAAUAAGUUAAUGUGGUGUUGGCCUGUGGGAUUCA